UCGACGCUAGCAGCCGCGCGAGCCGACAACUUCUACUACCCGCCGGAAUGGACGCCGGAGCAGGGCUCGCUGAACAAGUUCCAGGGACAGCACCCGCUGAGAGAACGAGCCAAGAAGCUGGGCGAUGGCAUUCUCGUCAUCAGGUUUGAGAUGCCGUUCCACGUGUGGUGUGGCGGGUGCAAGGCCAUGAUCGCCAAGGGCGUGCGCUUCAACGCCGAGAAGAAGCACAUCGCCAACUACCUCUCCACCAAGGUGCCCUGCUCUUCCUUUCCUCCCGCACUCCUCCCGCUCGCUCCCAACCCAACACUCAUGCUCCCCCAUGGCCUUUUUCUUGCUUGCACGCUGUACCAGCUUCGUGAGUGGAGCGGAGCACAAGGCGGUGGAGUACGAUGCAGAGGAUGCCGGCACCGUGCCGGCUCCAAAGAGGAGCGAGAGCAGCUGUUGGAUCCGCUGGUGCGAUUGGAGCAUGGGGGUCACGACCACAAGAGGGCAGCAGCAGCAGCACCCACGCUAGCGGCCGUGAAGGCUGCUGCGGACACCAAGCAUGCCGACCCCUUCUGCCUCAACCGUGUGCUGCGCUCCCAGCUCAGGGGGGCUGGCGAUCCGGCUGCUGCCGCCCUCGCAGGCGGACAGUGCAGCAGCGCCCUUUGCACACCGCUUUGA
Messenger RNA from Closterium sp. NIES-65, 663 nucleotides. The record is from the annotation of a GenBank genome assembly. NCBI's taxonomy places the organism in Eukaryota, Viridiplantae, Streptophyta, Zygnematophyceae, Desmidiales, Closteriaceae.